AUGGCAGCAGCUGCGAAUCUGAAAGUGAGACUUCUGGUUGACAAGAAGGCCCAGAAAGUCCUGUUUGCAGAGGCAGGGAAGGAGAUUGUGGACUUCCUCUUUAAUCUCUUGGCCUUACCUGUAGGAACUGUUGUCAAGCUCCUCACUAAGGACAGCAUGGUAGGUUCUUUGGGCAAUCUCUACAAAAGUGUGGAGAACCUAAGUGAAUCCUACUUAGAACAAAACCAAACCAAGGUUUCCCUACUAGAACCCAAACUUCCUACUGGGGUUGCCCAAGUUCCUCUCCUUUUGUCCAAUCCACCUACUUCUGAUAAACACAGUACUCCACAAUUCUACAGAUGCAACCACAAUUGUAACUAUGUAAGUGGUACCUCUGGUACUCGCUGUCCUGGUAAUAGUCUACAUCAGCUCUCAGUGCGGAUGACUUAUGUUGUUGGAGCAGGAACAGCAGAUCAGGCGCAAAGAUGUGUAGAUGGGAUAGCAGGAUAUGUGAAGGGAUUGGUGACUUAUAUGGUGAAGGAUGAUUUGUCUGUGACGCCCUUCUCUACCAUAUCUGGUAUUACUCUCUUGAACAACUUUAAUGUCAGGGAAGUGGGUUCUCUUGAAGAGAAGGUUUUUGAUUUGGAUAUGGAUUUGGGAAAAAUAACACUGCCUGGUAAUGCCCUCUCGCAUGGGUGUGGAUUAGUGGAUUCUGAAUGGGUUGUUGUGGAUUCAGCAGCUGAACCUUGGUCGAAUCCAAGUAAAGUUUCUGCUGAAUUCCAGAUCUUCAGUUUGGGUGGAUUCUUGAACUGA
This is a messenger RNA of Macadamia integrifolia, 792 nucleotides long. RefSeq lists its product as uncharacterized. Bases 1 to 792 code for a protein of 263 amino acids. The record is from RefSeq and is a predicted model, not a curated record. The transcript has 3 exons. NCBI's taxonomy places the organism in Eukaryota, Viridiplantae, Streptophyta, Magnoliopsida, Proteales, Proteaceae.